Cyprinodon variegatus (sheepshead minnow) is the source of this 1127-nucleotide messenger RNA. RefSeq names its product transmembrane protein 165 (gene tmem165). The transcript has 5 exons. Gene Ontology annotation, molecular function: manganese ion transmembrane transporter activity; calcium ion transmembrane transporter activity. The record is from RefSeq and is a predicted model, not a curated record. NCBI's taxonomy places the organism in Eukaryota, Metazoa, Chordata, Actinopteri, Cyprinodontiformes, Cyprinodontidae. Gene Ontology annotation, cellular component: Golgi apparatus. The coding region runs from base 208 to 1116 and encodes 302 amino acids. Gene Ontology annotation, biological process: Golgi calcium ion transport; calcium ion transmembrane transport; Golgi calcium ion homeostasis.
CAGUGUGGAAACGACAUUAGUACUUCUAUAGAGUACUUCCCUCUUAAAUUGGCCCAGUUGGUUUCACCGUGACGUGUUACAGAGGAGUCCGUCAAACUGAGUAGUUUGUCAAAAUGAACUUUUUUCUUAUUGUUUAUGAUGAAACGAAGUGAAUUCUAGGGUAGAAACAGUCCUACAGCUCGUGUCGGCUCGCUUUCAGUAGCAAUAAUGCCUGUGUUGGUUGGAGGAAGAGAUGGAGCGGCUAACAGGAAUCUGCCCUUUCUGUUCGCCGCCGUGUUGUUGCUGUCGGUCGGAGUUGCAGCUAUUCAGGAGGAGCAGAAAGCGAUGCAGGAUCAGCCCCAACAGGAGAAAGCCUCAAGUCCCCAUCCAGCAGGGCCGAUCGUCACUGAGAAUGGCCCCAGUAAAGAAAACCUGGGUUUCAUCCAUGCCUUUGUGGCCUCCUUUUCUGUCAUCAUCGUCUCAGAGUUGGGGGAUAAGACCUUUUUCAUUGCAGCCAUCAUGGCCAUGCGUUAUAAUCGCCUCACCGUGCUGACAGGGGCCAUACUGGCCCUCUGGGUCAUGACUUGCCUUUCAGUAUUGUUUGGGUAUGCUACUACAAUCAUCCCUCGAAUCUACACAUACUAUGUGUCGACCGCUUUGUUUGCCAUUUUUGGGGUGCGCAUGUUGAGGGAGGGACUGAAAAUGAGUCCAGAUGAAGGGCAGGAAGAGCUUGAGGAGGUGCAAGCAGAGAUCAAGAAGAAAGAUGAGGAACUUCAGCGCUCAAAGCUGGCUAAUGGAACUCCAGACGUGGAGGCGGGAACAGGAAGCACCGUCCCUCAGUCUAAAUGGCCCAAACUAAUUUCCCCCAUCUUCAUCCAAGCCUUCACGCUUACCUUCCUGGCAGAGUGGGGGGAUCGUUCACAGCUCACCACCAUUAUUCUAGCUGCCAGAGAGGAUCCAUUUGGAGUCGCAGUAGGAGGCACAAUUGGGCAUUGCUUGUGUACAGGACUGGCCGUAAUUGGAGGAAGAAUGAUCGCUCAGAAAAUAUCUGUGCGGACGGUUACGAUCAUCGGAGGGAUUGUAUUUCUGGCCUUUGCCUUAUCUGCCCUGUUUAUCAAGCCAGAAGCUGGAUUUUAAUUGUUGGAGGG